This is a messenger RNA of Eriocheir sinensis (Chinese mitten crab), 1830 nucleotides long. RefSeq names its product TM2 domain-containing protein CG10795-like (gene bisc). NCBI's taxonomy places the organism in Eukaryota, Metazoa, Arthropoda, Malacostraca, Decapoda, Varunidae. The record is from RefSeq and is a predicted model, not a curated record. Bases 202 to 804 code for a protein of 200 amino acids. The transcript has 3 exons.
AUCUCAAGCCACCUGUGACAUCAAGAUCAAGGGGAUACACAUCACAACAAGAAAAGCCACAGGCAACCCACACUGCCGGGGCCGUUGAGGCCGUGGUUCCAUGGCCUAACCAUCCCCCCAAAACACUGAAGGAGAAGAGGAAUUCUUGACCGAGACAAAUAGCCCUUGGACCGCUUUGCCAUCUAUCGGGUAUCCAUUGCAAUGAAAGAAUUGAGAAGCAAGAUUAGACAAGCAGGGCUGACUAAGAUUUACAGAAUCUGGUUAGUCGUAUUGCUGAUGGCAGCUAAGGUGUAUGGGGAAUAUUAUUAUGUUGCCAACUGUUCAUCCCUGUUGCCUGGACAAUAUCUGUGCAAUGAGCUGAACAUUGACCCCCAAAACCAGCAACUCAAAGGAUGCACCAAGGAGGGCUAUGCUCGUAUCCCCUGCACUUCAGCUCCAGGCAUUAUUUGCCGAGAAACCAACAAUGGCACUUUUGAACGCGAGGUGCCCUGCAGAUACACAAAUGGCUACUCAUAUGAGACAGCGUUGCUUCUAUCAGUGUUUCUGGGCAUGUUUGGCAUUGAUCGCAUCUACUUGGGAUACUAUGCUGUUGGGCUGGCCAAGUUCUGUACCCUUGGCUUCCUCUUCCUUGGACAACUGAUAGAUAUUAUCCUUAUUGCUACCCAAACCAUUGGGCCAGCUGAUGGGUCGCAUUAUGUCAUCAGUUACUUUGGAGCUGGCAUUACAGUGAUUCGCAUGGAUAACACCACACACAGGAUGCCUCAAGAGGACUGGGUCUUAGGUCAGGGCUCUAAGGAGCUCUAGUGUUGUUAUUUUUUUUUUUAGGAAGCUGAUCUCAAAAUUGUGAUUAGUAUUGUAAAUGAUCUUUUCAUAAAAUACUACCUCACUCUGUAUUUGAACAAUGGUUAUAAACAUAAUUUUAAUCAAGGAAUUAAAUGUUUGUAUUGAUGAUCAUCCUCAUCUCUCUAGUAGAACAGCUAAAUAGUAAAGAUUCUGAAUUCUUUUAAUUUUUCUAUGAUGUAUAUAGAUAUUAAGAAAACAGCAUUAAAUUUUAACUAGAUUAUAAAGUUUAUAUGUGUAUAUAUACAGCAUGCACGCCUAUUACACAUCUUCACACUACACGAAACACCUACUACGUGAGGAUCUGAAAGUACAGUACCCUCCUGAGUUUCGCGCUUGCUUUGUUCUGAAGGUACAGCGCUAAACUCAAGUAUCAUGAAACGUGGGAUAUUGAAAACACUGAAAAAGCACUUAUUUGUUCUGGCCCGUGGAGAAGCCGACUUUUUUUCCACUUUACUCCCUUAUUACUGUAUUUGACAGCUUAUAAGAUGCACUUUUUUCCCCAAAAAAAUGUCCCAGAAAAUCACCCUGUGUCUUAUAAGGUCAAGGUUCAGCUUUGGGUUACUGGCUAGUGAAGUUUUAGUGCUGCAGUGGCACUUGAUUAAAACCGCAAACCUCUCUGCAAACGUAAACAAGGUGGCGAUCGCUUCUACACCAACAAUGGCAACUCUUUUCUAAAGUAACAGUGUAUUACAGUAAUAUUUACUGCUACUUCAUAUAAAAUAACACCAGUCAUGAAAAAAAUUAAGUGACGACGUUUAACCAUGCUUGUGCCUAAACAAACUAGUGGACGGUUGUACACCAAACCUGAUGACGCAUGCAUGACACACUUUCUUUUGUUAUAAAAGUGUACAAAUUUUUUUUAACUAAAAAUGCGAUAUGGAGAAUAAAUAAAAUUUAUUUUCACACUUCCUAAUGCUUUAAAAAUGUAUUAAAAUAUUACAAUAACCAGAAUUACGAUGAAGAAUAAUAAAUAAUACAAAAAUAUGA